AUGUCCAGCGUCCCAGAAAAUUUUCCAACAUAUAAUAAAGCAAUGAGUUUCUUUAGAAAUGCAAUUAGUAAAUUAUAUAGCGCUGUAUCUGCACCAGUGGCAGCAACACGUUAUGCACUCGCAGAGAGACUGCAGAGUGUGCGUAAAACUGCUUCUUUAUUAUACCACAAGGCUAAGGAGAGACUUGAUUACGGUCAAGCCUUGAAAGCCACCGUUGAAGACGCUGCUGUGGAAGAAGAACAAGUGGAAGAAGUGGAUCACAGUGCUGUUGAAACGGAAGGUGGAUUUGAUGGUAAUUAUCGACAUUUCCGAAGUGAAGGAACACCAGAAGGUCAAGUGGUGAGUGUUGAACAGUACCUGGAUCAACAGAAACAACAUGUGGAGAAAGUCAUCACAGACUUGCAAAACACUAGACAGAAUUGGAAGUUUCAACUGAAUCUCGUGGUGGAGUUUGUGCACAGGGAAAAUCCUUUUGACAAGUUCACAAAACCAAUAUGGAGUGAAGCUGUCACAAUCAUGGAAGGAAGCGACAUCGAAAAAUUGAUCGAAGAGAUGUAUAAAAGCCUGCUAAAACGCUUUGAAAUGACAUCGGAGAAACUCAAAAAAAGCGACUACAUCUUCAACCGAAUCACAGAAAUGACGCAUCACUGCCACAUGAUUGACCUUAUGAGAGGUAGAUCAUGGUUCAAGACACCCGAAUGGCUGCAAAAAAAGCACUGCAUCAUCAAUCCCAAAAAUGAAGACGAGCAGUGCUUCAAAUGGGCUGUCAUUGCAGCCCUCCAUUUUGAUGGCAUUGGAGCACAUCCUGAGCGCAUCUCGAAGCUCGAACCGUUUGUUGAACAGUACAAUUGGAGUGGCAUCGAGUUCCCAACUCCCAACACACACUGGAAAAAGUUUGAAAGGCAAAACCCCAACGUGGCGCUGAAUGUCUACUUUUCUGAAGAAGAUUCUCAGGUCGGGCAGGCAUAUGUUUCGAAACACAACACGACACGUAGAAAGGUGGCAGAUGUGCUAAUCAUUCAAGAAGGAGGGAAAAAGCACUACGUUGCCAUUAAAAGAUACUCUGCGCUCAUGCGCGGUUUAUCAUCUAGACAUCGAGGUGAUCAUUACUGUCGAAACUGCAUGCACGGAUUCCGCAGUCAAGAGACACGAGACAAUCACAUGAAGGUGUGCAUGGACCAUGAUUUUUGCGAGAUUGUCAUGCCUGAAGACGGAACAGUCCUCAAACACGAAGAUGGGCAAAAGUCGCUCAGAAUGCCAUUUGUCAUCCAUGCAGACACAGAAUGUAUCUUGGAACCUGUUCAAGGUUGUGAUGGAGACCCUGAAAAAUCACACACCAGAGACGUCAGCAAGCAUGUGGCUUCAGGAUAUGCCUUCAUGACCAAAUUUGCACAUGGAGAAGUUGAAGAAUCAUCCAACUACUAUCGUGGAAAAGACUGCAUGGAAAGGUUUUGCAAGGGACUGAGAGAUCAAGUCAAUAGAGCUAUCAGACAUCCACAGAAGAAGAUGAUCCAGUUGACACACGAAGAGAAAGAAUUCAUUUGCGAAGGAGUGUUCAAGAAGAACAACAAAGACAUCACAAUGCGCAAAGUUCGAGAUCACUGCCACUACACUGGUCAGUAUCGAGGAGCUGCACACAGUUCGUGCAACCUAAAAUAUCACAUCCCCAACGAGAAUCCGGUGGUCAUGCACAAUCGCUCACGGUAUGACGAUCACAUCAUCAUCAAGCAACUGGCCAGGGAAUUCAAAAGCCACGAGUUUGAAUGUCUGGGUGAAAACAGCGAAAAAUACAUCAGCUUCUCCAUCAAGCAAUCCGUCACAUUUCAAGGAAAAGACGGCGAACCGCUGAGGCAGAUGAAGAAGAACAAGAAAACCAACCAAAUGAAAGAAGUGGAAAUUAACACGACCUGCAAAAUCAAGUUCAUCGACAGCUGCAGGUUUAUGCAAAGCUCACUGUCAAGCCUUGUGGAUAAUUUAGCUGGAACCAACAGUGAAAGUGUCAGCUGCAACGACUGCAAAUCAAACAUGGAACUCAUCGAGAUUGACUCAGAGUACAAGGCGCAAUUCAAGUGCCAAACCUGUUACUGCUCUUACAAGACGGUGGAACUGAAUGAGCACUCCAUGAAAAAGAAAUUUUCCAACACAUUCAAGCAUGCAAAGGGCAAUGACGAGCACUUUAGACUUUUGCUGCGUAAGGGUGUUUACUCCUACGAAUACAUGGAUGCGUGGGAGCGUUUUGAAGAGACAGCACUUCCUCCAAAAGCACAAUUUUACAGCAGCUUGAACCUUGAAAACAUCACCGAAAACGACUACAAGCAUGCUCAAAAGGUGUGGAAGGCUUUCAACAUCAAAAACCUUAGAGAGUACCACGAUCUCUACGUGAUGAGCGACACGCUUCUUUUAGGAGACGUUUUUGAAAAUUUUCGAGACACUUGUCAAAACAUCUACGAGCUUGAUCCAGCGUAUUUUUACACUGCUCCAGGCCUCGCAUGGAAAGCAGCUCUUAAAGUGACUGGUCAAGUGCUCGAGCUUCUCACAGACAUCGACAUGCUACUGAUGGUUGAAAAGGGGCUCAGAGGUGGUAUUUGCCAAGCAAUCAAGCGCCAUGCUAAGGCGAACAAUCCGUACAUGGGGGAAUUGUUUGAUGUCAACCUGUUGAUCUCGUAUCUGCUGUACAUCGAUGCCAACAAUCUGUACGGAGCUUUUAUAGAAAAUUAUAAAAAUGGAGAUGAUGGCUAUUUUCUUGAAGUGGAUGUCCACUACCCGAAAAAGCUGCACAAACUCCACAACGACCUUCCAUUCUUGCCUGAAAAGAUGCGUCUGAACAACGACUGUGAAAAGUUGACGUGCAAUGUGUUUGACAAGGAAAAAUACGUGCUGCACAUUCGCAAAUUGCAGCAGGCACUGCAGCAUGGAUUGGUUCUUACCAGGGUGCACCGAGUCAUUGAGUUCAAGCAAAGUGCUUGGCUGAAGCCCUACAUUGACAUGAACACAAAGCUGCGAAAGGAUGCCAAAAAUGACUUUGAGAAAGACUUUUUUAAGCUGAUGAAUAAUAGCGUGUUUGGCAAGACCAUGGAGAACGUUCGCAAGCACCGUGACAUCAAACUGGUGACAACGGAAUGGAGGCGCAAGAAGCUCGCAUCAGCUCCAAACUAUCACAGCACAUCAAGAUUUGACAAGAAAUUUGUGGCAAUGGAAAUGAACAAAGUGAAGGUCGUCAUGAACAAACCUGUCUACCUCGGCCUCUCCAUCUUGGACUUGAGCAAACUCACGAUGUAUGAGUUUCACUAUGACUACAUCAAGCCGAAGUUUGGUGCAGGCGCAAAGCUUUGCUACAUGGACACAGAUAGUUUCGUCUACCACAUCAAAACAGACGAUGUCUAUAAAGAUAUCGCAGGUGACGUUGAAUCAAGGUUUGACACAUCGAAUUACAGUCCCGAAGACAAACGUCCCUUGCCUAUUGGCAAAAACAAGAAAAAAUUGUGCUUAAUGAAGGAUGUACUUGGUGGCAAAAUCAUGAUCGAAUUUGUUGCAUCGAGGUCAAAAAUGUAUGCGUACAAGACACUCAAAGGAUACGUGGAAAAGAAGGCAAAAGGUACAAAAAAGUGUGUCGUCAAGAAACAGAUCACGUUCGCAGACUAUUUGAACAGCCUGCAGACCUGUCAAAAUUUGUAUCGCACGCAACUGAGAUUUACCAGUCAAAAACACGAGAUUUUCACCGAAAAGCUGAACAAAAUUGCGCUGAGUGUUGAUGAUGACAAGCGACUUCAAGCUCAAAGUGGGUUCACCUUUGCACAUGGAAGCAGUCCUGGAUUGGUUUGCAAGCAAGAAUUGCUCACCAGGCAUGGUCUUGAUCACGAAAAUGCAUUAAUAAAAAUGAUACUUGAACUCUUGUUGGUAAUGUUGUACGUAAGUUUUUUGUACGUCUACUGCAAGUUUUCCUCUCUAAUAAAAGUUAUGUCAGAACUGAAUGAAAUUUUAGACGUCUUAGACACACCAGCAAUGAGAAAGCGGGAAAAAGUCAAGCAAAACUUGAGUCUCGUCAACUCUCUGGGAAAAAAGCAGUAA
Hydractinia symbiolongicarpus is the source of this 4068-nucleotide messenger RNA. RefSeq lists its product as uncharacterized. Bases 1 to 4068 code for a protein of 1355 amino acids. The transcript is spliced from 3 exons. The record is from RefSeq and is a predicted model, not a curated record. NCBI's taxonomy places the organism in Eukaryota, Metazoa, Cnidaria, Hydrozoa, Anthoathecata, Hydractiniidae.